AUGGCAACUCCACAGCUAGUCUCGACUGCGACCCAGACAUUUUCCACUAUACUUCCAAGCGGCUCGAUUUCAGCAUUUUUGGGUACUCCUCCAGCUACUCUAAAGGAUUAUUAUAUCGCCAGUUAUUUCUUAUUUCGGUUUGGGAUGAAGACAGAUCCAAUACAUGGCUCUCCUGUUUCUCCAAAACGACCACCACCGGAAGCUUAUGUUUCAGAAACCAAUGGACCUGCUAUCAUUGUGUCGAUGAUUGCGUCGAUAGUCGUGAUGCUUUUGAUAACUUCGAUUCGCCUUGGGAUACGGCUAUUCAAUAGAGGUCUUAUGAUGGGAUUGGAUGAUCUUUUCAUCAUACCUGGUAUAGUAAGUGCCUGCACAGUUCAAUUUUCUGCCCACAAACUUAUCCUACAUUGUCACUAUCAUUACUCUUCAUUAAAUUAAUAUACUGAUAUCCCAUAGAUUUUAGCAGUCGCAUGGCCAGCUUUGCAAAUUUGCGCAGUUGUUUAUGGUGGAGCAGGGAAACAUGUAAGAUUACCCAAUGAUGAUUCGAAGAACUUCCUUUGAUCCAUUUCAUUUUGUCUUAUUAGUUGAAAGACUAAUCGUUCUUCUCAGAUGUACGAUGUAACAUAUGAAGAAUACUCCUAUUUCAAACUGUACGCAAAUGUGGACAAGCUACUCUUCUUCCUCGCUGUUGGUUUCAUAAAACUCUCAAUCUGCUUCUUCAACCGACGUCUCACCUCGAUCACUUCGAAACCCUGGAGAAUAUUCAACAAUUGCUUUAUCGCUGCUCUCGUGGCUUACAUCCUACUCGCAUUAUUUUGGUGUAUAUUUCAGUGUAACCCUCCAUACGCCGGCUGGAACAUCAUCCGUGUAGCAAAAGAAUUGAAACACAAACCGCAGUGCAUUAGCGACAAUGUCGUGGGAUCGGGACUUAGUGUCAUCCACGCCCUCAUGGAUUUCGGUUUACUCUCAGUCCCGUUGAUCGUACUUUGGAAAGUACAAAUGAACUGGAUGACGAAAGCAAGGCUGUUUUUUGUAUUCAGUAUUGGAGGGAUGAGUGCAAUUGGUUCAGUAGUUCGACAAGUUGAGCAGGAGAGACUCAAAGGUGAUAUUCUUUGUAAGUAUCCGCUCUUCGUGGGACAUCGAUAGCAUUCUUCUAACAAGCAACAGUCAACUUCGUUCCUUUGCAAAACUGGACUCUCAUCGACCUUACCUUUGGUGUCGUGGCAGCAUCACUUCCCAUCCUCUCAGCCUUUAUUCCCAAGAGCUGGAAAAGUGCAAUAGGAAGCAAGAAAUCAACACAACCAAGUAACGGCUACUUCAAAAAGUCUGGACACGCUAAGUUACAAUCGGGACGUGAUGGACGUAUUGGAAAGGGAUCGGGAACCGAGAGUGACAUUACGAGGACUGAUGUGAUUGAGUUGACGUAUCAGGAUAAGAAGGACUUGGGCUGGGAUAACGUGUCAGAUGAUACGCGAGAAGUAGCAGGAAGCUUGGAGAUAGUUGGGGGUAGUCACCAGGCACGUACGACCACAUGGGUGGGACAGGCAAAGUAG
Hymenoscyphus albidus is the source of this 1550-nucleotide messenger RNA. The record is from the annotation of a GenBank genome assembly. NCBI's taxonomy places the organism in Eukaryota, Fungi, Ascomycota, Leotiomycetes, Helotiales, Helotiaceae.